Molecule: messenger RNA, 360 nt
Organism: Ambispora leptoticha
Lineage: Eukaryota; Fungi; Glomeromycota; Glomeromycetes; Archaeosporales; Ambisporaceae
Source: the annotation of a GenBank genome assembly
AUGAGUUUCAACAGUGAAUUAGGAAAUUUUCAAGCAAAACGCGAACAAGAAUUAUGUAAAAAUGCACCCACGAAAGAACAAAAAGAUCCCAAAGAUCAUAAUAAAACUAGCAAACACGCCAUCCUCAUUAUGAGCUAUGAAGAGAAAGCCGCGACCGGCGAAGGAAUUCCCUUGAAGACGGUCCAAGCGGGUCCUCGGCGACGCAAAAAUACUUUUGGACCGGGAAACGACGGCGAGGGCGGCGACUAUUAUAAAAGGUUACAAGAUAAACGUACAAAUGAGCUGGAUAAAAGCGCCAAAUAUCAACAACAAUAUCGGAAAGACCCUAUAGGAGAAAAAUUUAAAAGUUGGUUUAGUUAA